AUAUAAUAUGGGGCUUCUCUUGAUUGAGAAAAAAGAGUGGAGCUCUAAGUAUAAUGAGCUGAAUCAAGAUUUGGCAGAAGUGAAGGAUGCUCUUGAAAGAGAAAAAUUUGCUCAUUUAAUUGCCAUCUUUGAGGCAGAGAAGCGGGAAGAGCAUCUGAGGAAGGCCUUGGGUGUUGAGAAAGAAUGUGUGCUUGAUCUAGAGAAGGUUGUGCGAGAAAUGCGCUCAGAGCACGCAAAUAUUAAAUUUUCUGCAGAAUCAAAGUUGGCGGAAGCAAAUGCAUUGGUUGCUAGCAUUGAAGAGAAAUCUUUAGAAGUGGAAGGAAAGUUGCGCUCUGCUGAUGCCAAACUUGCAGAAAUAAGCAGAAAGAGUUAAGAGAUUGACAGAAAAUCACACGAUCUUGAGUUUCAAGAAGCUUUGCUUCGA
Molecule: messenger RNA, 424 nt
Organism: Arachis ipaensis
Lineage: Eukaryota; Viridiplantae; Streptophyta; Magnoliopsida; Fabales; Fabaceae
Source: RefSeq, a predicted model, not a curated record